AUGUACAUAUUUCCCGGAUUAGGAUUAGGUGCCAUCCUUGCACAAGCAAAAAAAAUCACCGACAAACAAAUAUAUGCUGCAGCAUCAGCAUUAGCAAACUCGGUAUCACCUAAGGAGAAAGCAGAAGGACGACUUCUUUAUCCCGAUUUAAAACGUAUCAGACGUGUAUCAGCUGAGGUUGCAGCAGCUGUAAUUAUGGAAGCGGUAGAGGAAGGAUUAGCGUCAAACAAAGAAAUUUUAUCACCUGGUUUUCAACAUUUAUUAAAUAAUACUACAGAGUCAAAAGAAAAAUUAAUAAGCUUUGUUGAAAGCAAUAUGUGGGACACUACUGAUAAUAAAUUCUUUGAUGCUA
Molecule: messenger RNA, 352 nt
Organism: Entrophospora sp. SA101
Lineage: Eukaryota; Fungi; Glomeromycota; Glomeromycetes; Entrophosporales; Entrophosporaceae
Source: the annotation of a GenBank genome assembly